GCGUCUCCGACUCCGGAGGACUUGAAGGAAGCUGGUGAUGUCGUACAGCUGCCGAAGCUUGGGAGCGGACCUAUUUCGCAGGAUGCUUCGCUAGAGCUGACCCCUCGCAUGAAGCGCGAUGCCAUCCUCCAGUUCGCGACGCUUUGCUUCUCGAUUUUCGUCUCUGGUUGGAACGACGGUACUCUGGGUCCCUUGCUCCCACGUCUUCAAGCUGUGUAUCAUGUAGGGUAUACGAUUGUAUCUCUUAUAUUCCUGAUCAGUUGUCUGGGUUCCAUUGUGGGCUCCUGUACUUUUUUGUACUUGACUGAUCGUUUUGGCUUUGGUGUUGUCAUCGUCGUUGCCUCUAUCUCCAUGAUGGUCGGCUACUGCCUGGAGGCUGCUGCUGUUCCCUUCCCUCUCUUCGUGAUAUCAUACUUCUUCAACGGCUAUGGUUCCGCUCAUCUCAAUGCUGGCACAAACGCCUUUCUCGCAAGUCUCAGCGUCGGAAAAGCCUCCACUAGGAUGGGCAUCCUCCAUGCCAGCUAUGGUUUGGGUGCAAUGACAGCCCCGCUUGUGUCGACGCAGUUCUCAGGGCUUUCCCGGUGGUCAUUCGUCUAUUUCACCCACCUCGGAAUCGUGUUGACUGCCGCACUAUUGCAGUCCGCUGUCUUCCGGUUUAGGUCACAAGAGCAGUGCUGGCAAGAUAUCGGACAACCUCCACCAGAGCAGGAUUCGGAUGGGUGGUUGGCACGAUACAAAAAGGUGUUCCGCCUUCGUGCGGUACACCUCAUGGCGCUUUUCGCCUUCAUAUACGUUGGGCAUGAAGUCACUGUUGGUAGCUGGAUCGUCACGUACAUUAUCAAGCAGCGCCAUGGUGGACACAGCUCUGGCUACAUUUCCUCGGGUUUCUUUGGAGGACUGAUGCUUGGGCGCAUCGCUCUGCUUCCCGUUAGCAAACUUGUCGGCGAAAGACGCGUUGUCUACGUCUACAUCUGCUCAGUCAUCGGACUCGAACUUAUCGUCUGGCUCGUCCCUAACCUGUAUUCAGGCGCAGUCUGUGUCUCGUUUGUCGGCUUCUUCUUGGGGCCCAUCUUCCCCAUACUCAUGAAUCACGCCGGACGCGUCCUCCCGCCCGACUGCAUCUCCGGCGCCAUCGGAUGGGUCGGCAGUUGGGGCGCUGCCGGGGCCGCCGUCUUCCCUUUCAUCACGGGGGCGAUCGCGUCCAAGGCAGGGAUCGGGGCUUUGCAGCCUGUCUUGGUUGCGAUGAUGAGCCUGCUGUUCAUCAUAUGGAUUACUGUCCCUAGCAAGCGGGAGCAGCUCGCCUGAGGGACUGGUUCCUUCGGGAUUGGUUCCUUUGGUCAUGCAGUAUGUACCUCUUAUAGAUGAUUCACUCAUGACACUCUAGAUGGUUACCUUCAUGACUCCAUGCUUACGACCAUAUUCCUCCUUUCAGCUACAACAUACAUGCGUCAUAGACACUAUGCAACCGAUCUCGCUGUCUGACAACACAUCCUUCCGAGAGAAAAUCCAAUGACAUGAUAGCAGUGCGCGUUGGGGCACAUGUCAGCUAUGUAUGUGCGUUAAAUGUUCUAAAGCUCGAACAAGACGUUGCAUACUUGGUUCAGCCCGCGAAGUACAACAACUCCCGAAUCCAGUAUGCUAACGCACUGUCGCGCAGCACUUUGAAUCCCCAGGGAUACUAUUGAGUUCUGGAACAUCCCUUUC
Dichomitus squalens LYAD-421 SS1 is the source of this 1704-nucleotide messenger RNA. Its product is annotated as MFS general substrate transporter. Gene Ontology annotation, molecular function: transmembrane transporter activity. NCBI's taxonomy places the organism in Eukaryota, Fungi, Basidiomycota, Agaricomycetes, Polyporales, Polyporaceae. The transcript is spliced from 13 exons. Bases 109 to 1305 code for a protein of 398 amino acids. The record is from RefSeq and is a predicted model, not a curated record. Gene Ontology annotation, cellular component: membrane. Gene Ontology annotation, biological process: transmembrane transport.